AUGAAUACAUCAGUCAACCACAGCUUCGAUAGCGUUGGGUUCGGUCCAAGCUUCCCAAGUGGAAAAAUUGUUCCAAGGGACGUUACUCUAACGAUGUUCGUCUCAUUUUUCAUCUUGAUUGUAUGCGGCAAUAUCUGGGUAAUGAUCGCUGUUGUCCGCCAGCCCAAACUACGUAAAUCAUCGACUUGUAUGUUUAUUAUUUCACUCUCUAUAUCAGAUCUGAUGAUGGCGUUUUUCUACAUUCCGAUGCAAGUAGCUUACGUGGGAUUUGGUCUCACUGGAAUGAAAAGCGUUGUGUUAUGUAAGGGAUCAGCCUGGCUACAAUGGGUUGCUCAAUGCGCCACGAUAUUUUCUUUAAUCGGAAUAGGAAUCGACAGAUACCGGGCAAUAGUUCAACCACUUCAUCCUAAGUUGACAAGAACAGAUGCUGCGGUGUGUAUUGCUGUAAUAUGGGUAUGUGCUGGGGCGUACUCCGGUCAUCGUAUGUACGUAUUAGACAUAGUUACAUUUAUAUACCCCAUAGGUAUCAAUGUGACUGUAUCUACAUCAGUAUGUGCAGUGCCAUCUGAUAAAUAUUACUUAUUAAGUUAUCUUGAAAUAAGUGACUUUCUUGUGAUGUACCUAGUUCCACUUGUAAUCCUCUGUGUGAUGUACGCCAUAAUGGUGUCCAGCCUGUGGUUCAGCUCCGCUCCAAACGAUGAAUCAAAACAGAAGAAAAGAAAAGCUGUUAAGAUGCUAAUUCUGGUCGUAGUGUUAUUUUGCAUCAGUUGGUUACCAUGGAGAGCCUUUUCUUUAUACUUUCAAAUGACAGACUUUGCGUCAAUCCCAGCAAAUAUUUUUAUAUGGAGUGAUGUCAUAGCCGCGAUUUGCAUAACUAUGUAUCUUAGCAACAGUUGGGUGAAUCCAUUUCUUUAUGCCUAUUUCAACCAAAGUUUCAGAAAUGAGUUCUAUCGAUUGUUUCCUUGUACGCUAAAAGGGCAGUCUAAAGUGGCUCCUACUAAUAGGACUAUUGGUAAAAUUACAGCUACAACAUCAGCCAAUAACACACUGUCGUGA
Messenger RNA from Saccoglossus kowalevskii, 1056 nucleotides. Its product is annotated as galanin receptor 2b-like. NCBI's taxonomy places the organism in Eukaryota, Metazoa, Hemichordata, Enteropneusta, Harrimaniidae. Gene Ontology annotation, biological process: G protein-coupled receptor signaling pathway. Gene Ontology annotation, cellular component: plasma membrane. Gene Ontology annotation, molecular function: G protein-coupled receptor activity. The record is from RefSeq and is a predicted model, not a curated record.